Capsicum annuum is the source of this 1395-nucleotide messenger RNA. RefSeq names its product galactinol synthase 2. The record is from RefSeq and is a predicted model, not a curated record. The coding region runs from base 99 to 1088 and encodes 329 amino acids. The transcript is spliced from 3 exons. Lineage: Eukaryota; Viridiplantae; Streptophyta; Magnoliopsida; Solanales; Solanaceae. Gene Ontology annotation, molecular function: glycosyltransferase activity.
AUACACAAGAAAAGAAAACAACAAAACACGGAAGUAAUCUUCUCUUUUUAAUACAACUUCUCUCACAAAUAACUUUUUUUUGUCAAAACAAGUUGAAAAUGAAUCCCAAUGUACUUGGUGUUUCAAACAAGGGUUUGGCCAGGGCAGCAAAUUUGCCUAGCCGUGCCUAUGUGACAUUCUUGGCAGGUAACGGUGACUAUGUUAAAGGUGUUGUUGGUUUGGCUAAAGGAUUGAGGAAGGUGAAAUCUGUUUACCCUCUUGUGGUGGCAGUGUUACCUGACGUCCCAGAGGAGCACCGCCACAUACUGAUCAACCAAGGCUGUAUAGUCAGGGAGAUCGAGCCUGUUUAUCCUCCUGAGAAUCAGACUCAGUUUGCUAUGGCUUACUAUGUCAUCAACUACUCUAAACUCCGCAUCUGGGAGUUUGUGGAGUAUAGCAAGAUGAUAUAUUUGGAUGGAGACAUCCAGGUGUUUGAGAACAUAGAUCACUUGUUUGACUUGCCAUAUGGCUGUUUCUACGCUGUGAUGGAUUGUUUCUGUGAGAAGACUUGGAGCCACAGCCCACAGUACAAAAUUGGGUAUUGCCAACAGUGCCCAGAUAAGGUCCAAUGGCCUGAAGAAGAGUUAGGACCAAAGCCAAGUCUCUAUUUCAACGCUGGCAUGUUCGUAUUUGAGCCGAGUCUCCCCACUUACAAUGACCUUUUGAGUACCCUUGAAGUAACUCCUCCUACCUCUUUUGCCGAACAGGAUCUGUUGAACAUGUACUUCAAGGAAAUUUACAAGCCAAUUCCAAAUAAGUACAACUUAGUUUUGGCCAUGUUGUGGCGCCACCCGGAGAACGUAGAGAUUGACAAGGUGAAAGUUGUUCAUUACUGUGCAGCAGGGUCCAAACCAUGGAGAUACACUGGAGAGGAAGAAAAUAUGGACAGAGAAGACAUCAAGAUGUUGAUAAGAAAAUGGAGAGCUAUAUACCAUGAUAAGUCACUAGACUACAAGAACAAUGUCAUUAAUAACAACAAUAAAUUCAUGCCAGCGCUUUCCAAGGCCCGCGGUGGCUUUGGCUACAUUACUAACCCCUCUGCCGCUUAGCUUGGUGAGAGAAGAACCAGAAUUAAUAAUGUUUGGUUUUCUAUUUUCUUUAUAUUUGAGGUUUAUAGUGUUUUAAAGAAAGUUAGAACUAAGCAUAUAGCAAGGUUAUUUUGGCUCUCUCUUCUAUGCUCACCAGAGAAGGGAUGGAGUAAUACGUAUGUAUGUACGUACGUACUUGGAUAGGAGAACGUCUUAUUUUAAGUUCUCCUUGAAUUUGUAUUGGAAGAAUACAUAAAUGAACUAUAUGUAUUAUUAAUACUGUACUGAUCGUGUCAUUUGGUUGAAUGAAUAAUGUCUUGAUGAUGUG